Messenger RNA from Sclerotinia trifoliorum, 2244 nucleotides. The record is from the annotation of a GenBank genome assembly. Lineage: Eukaryota; Fungi; Ascomycota; Leotiomycetes; Helotiales; Sclerotiniaceae.
GGGCCUUGAUCCGGGACAGACAAGGUGAGAUGAACGUUUCCAUAUGUUCUCUCAAUGUGUUUAUAAGAUCUAUCAAUUCCCUCUAAAAAGUAUUCUCAUCAUCAUCAGGUUCCAGUCCUUUCAUUCGCUUGCCACCCAAUUCAACCUAAACUGAUAUUUCAACGACACUCUUUCUCGGUCUUUCAAUUCCAACUAUGCGUCAAUCAAUGAGGGCCAGAGCUGUUGCAGCUCUCGCUGCUUCUACAGCAAAUGCCGCCUCCCUUGCCGAUGUCUGCACUGUUUCCAAUGUUCAAGCUGCUUUACCAGCAAACGGAACCUUGAACGGCAUCAACCCAAUUGCGACUUCUGUUACUGCUAACGCAGUAUACAACGCCACUAGCAAAUCUUCCAACGUCGCUUACAACUAUUGCAACGUCACCGUCACCUAUGCUCAUCCUGGAAAAGAUUUAGUCGUCGCUUGGUACAACUUUCCCAGUCCAGAGACCUACAAGAACCGUUUCUAUGUUGGCGGCGGAGGUGGAUACGCUCUCAACGCUGAUCCCACCGGAGGUUUGCCAUAUGGUGCUGUGAGUGGAGUCUCUGAUGCAGGUUAUGCUGCCAUUAGUGGCACAACUGUUGAUGAAGUUGUCUUGACUGGAAAUGGAUCCAUCAACUGGGACAGUGUUUACAUGUUCUCAUACCAAGCACUUGGUGAGAUGACUCAGCUUGGAAAGGCUAUCACUCCAUUGUUCUACGGUAACAACAGCUCAAAGCUCUACACCUACUACGAGGGAUGCUCUGAUGGUGGACGUGAGGGCAUGUCCCAAAUUCAACGUUAUGGUUCCGAGUACGAUGGUGCCAUUACUGGUGCUCCAGCUUUCCGUUACGGACAACAACAAGUGGUAAGUUAUACUCGAGAUCAAUAGAGCCUUGUCAUACAGCAGAUGCUAAUCUCUUCCAGAACCACUUGUUUUCCAACGUUGCUGAGGUCAUGAUGGACUACUUCCCACCUCCUUGUGAGAUGGACAAGAUUGUCAACAUGACAAUUGCUGCCUGUGAUCCCCUUGAUGGCCGUACAGAUGGCGUCGUAUCUCGUACCGAUCUUUGCAAGUUGCACUUUAACUUGAACAGCACUAUUGGCGCUGCUUAUUCUUGUGAAGCUUCAAGUAGCAGCUCCCUUGGAUUUGCUUUCGGUCAAAAGGCUAAGAGACAAAUGGGCAUGGCCAGUGCUAGUACACCUGCCCAAAAUGGCACUGUCACUGCUCAAGGAGCUGCUCUCGCUGCUCAACUCUACGACGGUAUGUUUAACUCCAAAGGAGAGCGUGUCUACCUUCCAUGGCAACCAGCUUGUUCAUUCCAAGAUGCCACCACCAGCUAUGACAACACUACUGGUACAUGGGGAGUUGAUAUUGCAUCUACCGGAGGUGAAUUCGUAACCAAGUUCAUCCAAUUGGUUGAUCUCGACAACCUUGCUUCGCUUGAGGGCGUUACAAUGGAUACCCUCCAAGGAUGGAUGCAACAAGCAAUGGUCAGAUACAUGGACAGUUUACAAACCACCGUUCCUGAUAUCUCUGAGUUCCAAUCUUCCGGAGGAAAGCUCAUCCACUACCACGGAGAAUCCGAUGACAGUAUCCCAACCAGUUCUUCGGUUCGCUACUACGAUUCCGUCCGCUCCAUCAUGUACCCUAAGCAAUCCUUCAACGAGAGUAUCACCUCCCUCAAGGCAUGGUACAAGCUGUUCCUCAUCCCAGGAGCCGCCCAUUGCAGCACCAACACUCUUCAACCAGGUCCUUACCCAGCAGACAACAUGGCUACCAUGAUCGAUUGGGUUGAGAAUGGUAUUGAGCCUGAAAGACUUAAUGCUACUGUCAGCAGUGGUACUUACGAAGGAGAAGUUCAGAAGCUUUGCGCUUUCCCAUUGAGACCUAUUUGGGAUUCUGAGGGUGCUUUGUCCUGCGAAUAUGAUCAAAGUUCCGUUGAUAGCUGGAUUUACACCCUUGAUGCUUUCAAGAUCCCAGUCUACUAGAUGUGUUGUAGUAUCUUACUCGGAGAUCUAUGUGAUAGAGGAGAGGCUAUGUGAUUAGAGUUGGUGGAUGGUAUAGCAUUUUGUGAGAGUCGUAGCGUGCAAAGUUAUAGCUGGUGUUUCUUUUCUCAAUUCGUGUAUCAUAUCUUUGCAUUCUUUGGCGGAAAGUAUAUAUGAACCAAUUCCUGCCCUAAAUUUUCGUGUUUCUCAUAAUAGUUGAGUGAAUGAUCAACCUUCCAACU